Messenger RNA from Diachasmimorpha longicaudata, 1386 nucleotides. RefSeq names its product cap-specific mRNA (nucleoside-2'-O-)-methyltransferase 1-like. The record is from RefSeq and is a predicted model, not a curated record. Gene Ontology annotation, cellular component: nucleus; cytoplasm. The transcript is spliced from 4 exons. The coding region runs from base 1 to 1386 and encodes 461 amino acids. Gene Ontology annotation, molecular function: methyltransferase cap1 activity. NCBI's taxonomy places the organism in Eukaryota, Metazoa, Arthropoda, Insecta, Hymenoptera, Braconidae. Gene Ontology annotation, biological process: 7-methylguanosine mRNA capping.
AUGGCUGAUGGAGGAUUUUCGGUUGAGGGAAUAGAAAGUGGACACUUUGUUACUAAGUGGUUCGAUCUGUUCACACCAUUCAGCGUGGGAUUGAUUUACUUGCUAUACAGAUGCUUCGAAAAAAUAUCAAUUUUCAAACCGAAUACUUCAAGACCUGGCAACUCUGCAAGGUACGUGAUUUGCGAGAAGAAGAAGAGUGAAAUUGAGGCUGUGAUCAACUAUCUUUCAUAUGCUACGGAAGUUCUUCUGAGGGGUGACGGAAACGGCGAUAUCAGGGAAUUGGUACCUGUGGAGUUGCUCCAAGAUGCCGAUAGCUUCGACAACUACAUUUGUAGUUCCAACAACGAUUUCGGAAGGAAAGAAGUGAUGGGACUCUUGAAGAUCGCUGCCUUUGCCGAGAAUCGGCACCUCUCUGAGCCGAAGCAGACGCAGAUGAGGAAGGAGUGUCUUGAAUAUUGGCAUCUACCGGACCGGACUAGAAUAGUCCCCAAGCACUUGAAACCAGAGGAAAGACUUCGUUCAAUCGUCGUAGAAUCUGUUGUAAAGUACCUGAGCGCUCCUCCCAUGAUUAUGACUUCUAAAAAUGUGACAACGACUAUCCUACAAAAUCCCUGUGAUUGGUAUGCAGUACUCUGUGGAUCGGAUACCAGUGGAACAACACCUAGCAACCAAUUGACUUUCUAUUUGGGUAUGGGAAAAACCAAAGUCUUCAGGUUGGUGAAGAAUAUCUGGGAGAGGGCCGACAAUAUUGAACUGCCUCCUAAUACAGUGGUUUAUGCUCAACUGGUGGAGGAGAUCAGAGGAUUGGAAAAUAAUAUCCGCAAAACUGAAUCAUCGCAUAUUGUCGAUGCUUAUCUCCUGGGAGGAGAGGAUGUCAGCAGAAAUUCACUUCCAGAAAGGUAUGCUCUCAUCAAUAAAUUCUGUGAGGCUCUGUGGAAGCCCAAGAACUCUGCAUAUUGUCCAGUUCGUGCCAAGGAAUUGCAUCCUCUGGAUCGUGAGUUACCCAUGAAACUUCAUGUACAACCCUGUACAUUGAUAAACAAGAAGAAAUUAUUAGUACAUUAUCUACAAGAUUCAUACCCGAGGAGGACACGCCCCGAUAAUGAUCCACUAUCCUUUGUACCAAAUAGUGUGGUAUUCUUGAAGACAACUAGUGCACCCUGGACACGAGUUAUCAGUAAGAAAACUAGCCAUCAUUAUUACUUCAAUUCUAUGACGAAUGAAAAUUUUUAUGCUAAUCGUCGACCAGAGUCAGCUUGUGCCAGCUUCCUCGAGACAUUUGUCACUCGGGUGCAGUGGCAUUGGCUGGGGGAUUCAUCUCUGUCAAUUAUUUAUAUAUACGAUAAUGUAAAACAGAAGUCCCCUGUUUUACUACCGCAAGAUUAG